UAGAGUGUCUUUUGUCCGGUUUGGUUCGACGACGGAGUUGCGGUUGUUCGCAAAGCGGUGUUUCGAACGGGGGAGGACCUUUGGCUAGUUUUUAAUUUGUGCGUUCUGUUUUUACCCUCCGGUGCUCAAUUUGUUGGUGAAAUCGCGGAUUUUGAAAGGGGCCACGAGUGGAGGAGAGCCGUGUGUGAUAUUUUAAUGGAUUGCUGUUGGCGAACUUAGCGGAGAUUUUAGUCUCGAGGAAGUGUAGAAUUUUGGAGAAUUCUGACAAAGUGGAUGCUGGAAGUGAUGGCGUAGGGAUUCAGGUGGUUUUCCAGUGACAAAAAAGUUUACUCGAAGGAGGUUUUAUGUUGGAAAAGUGUUUGGCUUGAAGGAAGAAUCGAUUAGCUCCGCUGGGAGGGAGUGGGAGAGCAAAGGUGUGUUAUCAUCGAAAUUGGCUCCCGUUUUAUAGGAAAGUGUGAUUUACUUCCAUGGCGAGUCUCUUCUGAGUGAAAAAGUUCUUGUGCAAUGUGUUAGAAGUCUAAUUUCAUUCAUCGAAAGCGAAAAAAUCAUGCAAAUAAAUUUUAAUCGUUCUUUGUGAAUUGGAAAAACGAAAAAAAGGAAAGACAGACGGAUCUUGCUUUCCUUUAUCUUUCUUCAAUCAUCGGGCCAAACGGGUGAAUUUCGACGUUGUGCAGAGAAGAGAGCGGUGGAAAGAGAAAGAGGAUUACAUUUUAUUCUGUGUUUUCGGUGAAGGCUCUGGGUUCGAGCGAGAAAGCGGUUGAUUGAAGGCGAUUUGCAGCAGCCAGCCAACAUAAAGGUCGAACAGAAGUAAUUCAAUCAUUCCUACCGAAUCACGCUCCAGGCCUUCCGUCAUCAGCGAUGGGAGCGCCUCGAAGCAGUAGCAUCAGUGGAAACGACGGCAAGGCCAAUACCAAAGUGAAGCUCCAAUCCUGCCAUCCUCGAACCUCUCCGAAGACUACCGGAACCACCGACAGCAGUAGUUGUAGUCGAAUCGCCAUCACACGUAGCCAUCACAAGAAACGCCAUUCCUCCAUCACCAGCACUGACAUGAUCUCAUCAACGCAAAACUGGCGAAGCUCUAGUCCCCUAUUGACUAUGGGUGCCGCAAUAUUGCUCAUCGUCGUUUUUUGCAGUAGCCAAUGCACUAGUGUACAAGCAGCGGAUUCGUUCAUCCUGAAGAUCCGCACGACUGAGUUUUCCAACAUUAGCGAAACGCCAAACUUCCUUAGCUCAACUUCGUACAGUAGCCGCGGGAUGGCACCGUUGUACAAUCUGACCAACCUGGUGAUCAAGCUGUUCGUCGGUACAGAGCCGGUGCCGGAAGGUUAUCUAAUCGUCCGGGAAGGAGCCAUCGACGCGGGACCAAAUGUACAGGAAAACAACUGGGGACCACUCCUGAAGGAGUACUGGGCCGUCCUUUUGGUGACGGUCAUCUGCGUCCUGCUCAUCGCCCUAAUGCCCAUCAUCGGCCUGUGCCUGUGCUGCUGUCGGUGCUUUGGCGGAUGCGGUGGUCGUUCGCAACCGUUCGAUAAGAAACAUGAUACCUGCCGGCGGGUGGUGCUGGGUUUGCUGCUGAUUUGUACCACGUCUUCACUGGUGUUCGGCGUGGUUAUUGCUUACGCCACCAACAGCUACAUACAGCAAGGUGUGGAGAACAUCACCACCUCGGCACGGUACGGCGUCGACGAUACACGUGAAUUCCUGCAGUCGACUUCGCGUCAAAUUUCCCAACUCCUGGACGUCAACUAUCAGGAACUGAACACCGAACUGAAGAAAACGUUGAACGAAGCUUCAGAUAUCAUCAUCCAACGACUAGAAGAGGAGUCCAAGGCAGAAAAGCUCAACACGCUGAAUGCCUUUGUCGAGCAGCUUCCGGCCAUCAAAAACAAUCUGGAUCGAAUGACACUGCUGACGCGGGAACUGCGGGUCAAUGCUUCCCAGCUGAACGAUGGAUUACGUGGCGUUAAGCGUGAACUCUUAGCCUCGUUGACCAAAUGUGGCACCCAGGAGUGUAUCGACGUGAUGGCGGACUACAAAAUCGGCCGGUUGGAUAUCAAUGGAAUCGACUACAAUUCGAUACAGGACAGAUACUUCCCACGGUUGCCGGAUUUGACUGAUAUCACCAACAGCGUUCAGGAGCUGGUCUCCGGUAACAUUGCAAAGGCAGUGCAGGAGGGAGUACGGGACUUGGAGAGAAUGAAGCAAGCACUGAAGCGUACCGUGACCGACAGCAUCCCACUGGUGAUGGCAGCCGCAGAUUCCACAGGGCGUGCCAUCAAAUCCGCUUCCGAUGAGCUCACGUCGAAGUUGUACAGCGUUAACGAUAUGAUUGGGAACAACACGUAUAGGCAUCUGAAUACAGCUGAUUCGUACAUUGCACAGUACAGUAUCUAUCGGUACUAUGCAGGCCUGGCAGUGAGUUCGAUUCUGCUGCUGAUUCUGAUGUGUUUGAUCUGUGGUUUGUUGUGUGGAAUCUGCGGAAAGAGGCCGGACGGCUAUGGGGACGAUUGCUGCAAUAAAGGAGCCGGAGGACGGUUCUUGAUGUUUGGUGUCGCCAUAAUCUUCCUCACCUUUUCGGUCAUGUUGGCAUUCACGUUAGUUUCUUUCCUGGCGGGAAGUCUCUUCCGACGAGGUGUCUGUGAUUCGCUGAAAAAGCCCCACGACAGUCAAAUGAUCACCUACAUUGAUGCGUACUUUAAUGUGAAUAAACACUACGAAAGAAUCGGAACCCAGAGUGCACGGUCCAAGUGGAAGCUGCAGGGUACCAAUCAAAAGCUAGAUCCGAUUCGAAUCGCUGAUGUGAUUGAGUCCUGCCGUGGUAACAAUUCGAUUUAUGAGGUACUGAAACUGUCAAACUUCUACGACAUCAAAGGAAUUCGACAGUUCCCAGAGGACUACGGUAUCAUUCGGGAACUGAACGCCCUGACGGAGAAGAUUGAGAUUGGACAGGUGGAAAUUUUGAAUGAACAAGCCAAAAAAGAUAUCGAAAUUUUAAGGGACUCCCGUUUGAAUGAUUUCGAAGCGUACAAGUUUGUCGAUCACUUGACGGAUAACAUCACGCAGAAUAACCUCAAUGACAUUGCCGAUAGAUUACGCACGGUGGCCAAGAAGGCUCCAUCGGGCAAGGAUAUGAACGAAAUCAAAGUUAAUUUGAUGAAUCAGGCUCUGCAUUUGUCGUCCUAUCAGUCCAAUCUAGUUGAUCCGAUGGUUCGUUACACCAAAGAACUCGUCAAUCUAUCGACCACACUCGAGGAUAACUUGAAGUUCGGCCAUGAUUCGUUUGCGGUUGCCAUCGAUGAUUUCCUGACCGAGAUCCAACAGGCCGAAACGUACAUCAACGGCAAAGGACAACCGUUCGUGGAACAGGUGACCACCGAACUGACGAAUGGCGUUCUGGGGCAUAUUUAUGCCUAUCUCGAUUUGGUGAUCGAUUCGACCAGCAAAGACAUUGGUCGCUGCGGGCCACUGAACAAUGUGUACGAAUCGAUGCAGGUGGCCACCUGCCAUAGGAUUGUGGAUCCAUUCAACGGCUUCUGGGCCGGCGUGGGAUGGUGCUUGGCCAUCUUCCUGCCUUCGAUCGUACUGUGCGUGAAACUGUCCACGCUCUACUCCAAGUCUGAUCCCUAUCCGGGACCACUGGUCGAAUCGGAAUACCUGUAUGAUGCUUACAGUGAGCGGGACAACAUCCCACUAGCGAGUGGUCCAAAAAACAAGCGCCGUAAGAAGAACGAUCGUCGUCGGGAAUCCCGCGAUCGGCGUGACGUGUACUACGAAGAUGGAAGUCCUUCCGGAGGACACAGUCGGGAACCGAGAUACAAUGAUAUGGCACCAAAAAACUGGGACGGUGCUCCACCACGCUAUCAGAAUCCACCGAUGGCCCCUCCAGCGACCGAAUACGAGCGUCCACCACCGUACUACUACCCGGGUGCACCCAGCGAGCAUGAGUAAAUCUCCUACGAUAUUAUCAACCCCGAAGAGAUCCAGUCACUCAUGCGAUGUCAGUUGGAUGGACUAACUUUCUCUACAUUAUGCUCGGAAAAAUUCGGUCGGGAAGUUGAGUUCAUAUCGCCGCUGCCAAACUGCUGGUGACAUUGGAUUGAUUUUAAGCUGUCACAUUUGCAAAAACGUUUAGCAAGCCUUUUUGUAGAAUUGAAGGCACGUUAGAAAGCUGAUCAUCACAAAAAAAAAAAAAAAACUCAAGAGAGAAAGCCGUACACAUUAGUGAAUCCAGAAAAGUGUAGAUAAUUAUUACCUUCCUACCUUUUUGUUUUGUUUCGUUCAUGAGAAUUGAAUUUUCUUUUUUAACCCGUUCGUCGAUCAAACUUUAUUAGGUGUCACAUUUAAGAUGUGUAGAAUUCGUUUUAAUGAAUCGCAAAUAAAUUGAACUAGAAUUCAUUCCAAAAUCCGAUUUGCUCAAACAACAACAAAAUACAAGUAAACAAAUUGAUGAGUGCUCUUUCCAGUUCUUUUUAUUAGGUAUUCAGCUAUUUGUGUAAGAUUUUACAUGAGAUUAUUACGCUCGGGAGACCAAAUAACCAAAUGAACGAAAGUAAACCCCGGUACGUUGAAUUUGAAAACAAACUGCCAUUUUUUAGUCCGCAUAUACGUUUGCAACACCUUGUUAUGUCCCAAGUGAGAACCAUUUUCCUCUUGAAACUGAUCAACUCAAAACACAUAAUAUACAAUCUGUAUUCAACCAGAUACGAAUACAAAUGUUGGGAAUUUGUCGAACUGUUCUAAAACUGAUGUUUUUUCUGUCACUUUGAAUGCUCCUAGUACUGCUACUAUUACACUCACACACGAAAGCAACACUCUACUGAAUUAGUCGUAAUUUGCCGAGUACCAAUUAUAUAGUUAAUCCAAUCUUUUGAUAAUAACAAAACAACAAAGUAUAGAUAAAAGGCUGAUUAAUUCUUAACAAAAACAAAAGAAGAUUAUGACAAAAGCAAAUGCAAAAGUGCAGACAUGGGUAGGCGAAAGCAGAAAAGAGAAAAGGGACGAAUAAUUUAGGGUGAUUCAAUGAUUAACAGAAAUAUAGUGAUAAUUUUUUUAAAAUAGGAAUCGUUUAGGUUCGAUUAUGAAAAUUGUGAUUACGUUUAGUUGAAGUUUUCCUUUUUCUGAGUGAGCAAAUUUUAUGAGCAUUAUGUAGGAAUCUCGCUCUUAGUUUCUUUCGUUGUUUAUGUUUUUCCUAUGUACAUUUUCAGGUUCUUUUUAACAUAAUGAGUAAGGAUGAACGCGAAGAAAUUUUGAUACGAAUACAUCAAUUGUUAUGGAAACCUUCAAAUGAAAAAAAAAAAACGAUUUACCUAUCCUUCAUCACAGCAAACUGUGCUGGUCGGUUUCCAUAACGACAUCAAACCGGAUUCUACAACGGUGAAUGAUCAAUUUUCUUCGCGUUAAUCUUCCACAAUCACAAACGAACUACUAAAAAAUGCUGAUCAUUGAUUUGUCAAUACAAUAAACAAUUCGAGGUUAACUACAGCAAGUAAGGGAAUUAGUUACAGCAGACUGCUUGAUAAGUAUAGAGACAACAAUGAUCGAAUACAGAAUAUUUAACAGAAACCAAUACAAUAUACAAUUCGAAUACACUCACAGACAGUACUGUUUGAUAUUUGAAAAUAAUGUAGUGGAAGCUACCGCAAAAGAGAAAAGGAAGAAACGCUGAAAGGUGUCAUCGAAAGACCAGUUCUUUUUGCUCAUUGAUCGUGGUUUUCGAUUUUAUCGAAGUGGGCAAGUUGCAUUUAGUUUUUACUUUAAAUUAGUAGUAAUUGAUCACAACUUUUCCCUCGAUAUGAACAAUUGGGAAGGAGAAGCGAUUAGAAAAGAAAGCCUCAAAAUGGCUGCCGUUUAUAUUUUGUACGGGAGGAGGCAAAAAUUGUCAUUUGAUGAAAGAUUGUUCAAAAUCAUACCUUACAAGCAAGAUAAAUUGAUAAAAGACUUUACAUUACUUUCAUUGUAUCUAUCAAUGUAAAAAAAAACAUGUUUACGGUGUAAAAAAAGUAAAGAAAACAAUGAUUAAUAACACUUCACUCGAUCAUCACUUUAGAUGUUCAAAUACACACACACACACAAGUAAAAAGAAAUCACAUACACGAAAUUCGAUAUACAACUGUAAUACGUGUCUUUGGUCGCCAUGGGAGCAGAUCAGUAAUGAUUGGACUACCAACUAAGAUUUGAAAGUGAUCGUAACGAUUAAAUAAAAGUGCUAAAUAAUCCGAUUA
This is a messenger RNA of Ochlerotatus camptorhynchus, 6221 nucleotides long. RefSeq names its product prominin-like (gene promL). Gene Ontology annotation, cellular component: membrane. The transcript has 15 exons. Lineage: Eukaryota; Metazoa; Arthropoda; Insecta; Diptera; Culicidae. Bases 859 to 3948 code for a protein of 1029 amino acids. The record is from RefSeq and is a predicted model, not a curated record.